AGGGAAUCUGUCAAGGCCACUCAAACGUUUCUCCAAGGCUGCGUGAGAGAAGAGGUUUGUUUUUCUUUUGGAAAGACGGAGCCCUUUUCCCUACUGGGCUCUGAUUUCUAGUAGGAGAAGCCCCGCCUCUCAGGGCCGGAGAUUGGCCCAACUCGUUCUCAGAUAAUUUAUGCCAGCAUCCUCUCGGUCUUAUUGGCUCCCCUGCUCCAUUCCGCUGGGAGUCGCAUCCUACCUGGUUGGGAGGUGUACUGCCUUCCCACACUCUCCCUUCUCGUACUCACUCACCCGGCUGCUGCUGAGGUGGGAGAAAAAGUCCUGGCUGGGAGAGCUGAGCGGAAAAAGCAAUCCUGAUGGGUUCUUGGAAAGCUGCUCUCUUGUCCCCUUUUCUUUUGUGGAGCCAAAGUAGAGUGGUGAGGCUGAUGUUCUUGUUACUGACCCUGCAUUUGGGAAACUGUGUUGAUAAAGUGGAUGACGAAGAUGAUGAGGAUUUAACAGUGAACAAAACUUGGGUCUUGGCACCAAAGAUUCAUGAAGGAGAUAUAACACAAAUUCUCAACUCAUUGCUUCAAGGCUAUGACAAUAAACUUCGCCCAGAUAUAGGAGUGAGGCCCACAGUAAUUGAAACUGAUGUUUAUGUAAACAGCAUUGGACCAGUUGACCCCAUAAAUAUGGAAUACACAAUAGAUAUAAUUUUUGCCCAAACCUGGUUUGAUAGUCGUUUAAAAUUCAAUAGUACCAUGAAAGUGCUUAUGCUUAACAGUAAUAUGGUAGGAAAAAUUUGGAUUCCUGACACUUUCUUCAGAAACUCAAGAAAAUCUGAUGCACAUUGGAUAACAACUCCUAAUCGUCUGCUUCGAAUUUGGAAUGAUGGACGAGUUUUAUAUACUUUAAGAUUGACAAUUAAUGCAGAAUGUUAUCUUCAGCUUCAUAACUUUCCUAUGGAUGAACAUUCCUGUCCGCUGGAAUUUUCAAGCUAUGGGUACCCUAAAAAUGAAAUUGAGUAUAAGUGGAAAAAACCUUCUGUAGAAGUGGCUGAUCCUAAAUACUGGAGAUUAUAUCAGUUUGCAUUUGUAGGGUUACGGAACUCAACUGAAAUUUCUCACACCAUCUCUGGGGAUUAUAUUAUUAUGACAAUUUUUUUUGACCUGAGCAGACGAAUGGGAUAUUUCACUAUUCAGACCUACAUUCCGUGUAUUCUGACAGUUGUUCUUUCUUGGGUGUCUUUUUGGAUCAAUAAAGAUGCAGUACCUGCAAGAACAUCACUUGGUAUCACCACAGUCCUGACUAUGACAACUCUGAGCACAAUCGCCAGGAAGUCAUUACCUAAGGUUUCUUAUGUGACUGCGAUGGACCUCUUUGUUUCUGUUUGUUUCAUUUUUGUUUUUGCAGCCUUGAUGGAAUAUGGCACCUUGCAUUAUUUUACCAGCAACAAAAAAGGAAAGACUUCUAGAGACAGAAAGCAAAAAAAUAAGAGCUCGAUGUCCCCUGGACUCCAUCCUGGAUCCACUCUGAUUCCAAUGAAUAGCAUUUCUCUGCCACAUGGAGAAGAGGAUUAUGGGUACCAGUGUUUGGAGGGCAAAGAUUGUGCCAGUUUCUUCUGCUGCUUUGAAGACUGCAGAACAGGAUCAUGGAGGGAAGGAAGGAUACACAUACGCAUUGCCAAAAUUGACUCCUAUUCUCGAAUAUUUUUCCCAACAGCUUUUGCCCUAUUCAAUUUGGUUUAUUGGGUUGGCUACCUUUAUUUAUAAAUUCUGUUCACUAGGCAAAAACCAUAAGAAGUUUAACUAAAUCGAUAAAAUCUACUGCACUUCAGUAACAGGAAGUUUUAAAUUUAAAAUGCAGGAAACCAAUGUAAAAUUAAAACUAUUAAAAUGUAAAACUAUUGAACCAUUCUAUGGCUUCAAAGGUAAAUAAAGUAGCAGCUUUCAUAUUAAUUUACUUAAAUGUAUGUAAAAUAGAUUAGUCGCAAAAUUCAGUAUAUAAAGUACUAUUAUAUAUUUUUACUUUAAUCUUAUUUAUUUUACUUAUAUCCCAUUAGGAUUUUGAAUUUGUUAAGUUCUGUGAUUCAUAUUUUAAAGAUGGAUUACUUUAAUUAUUUUAAUAAUAUUAUAUUUAAAUAUAAUCUGUCCCUUUUUGUAAUGGGAGCAUAAUCUCAUGCCUAAUGUUUAUAUAGUAAUUUUUUGCUUGGAAAAUAUUGUUAUUUUCAUUUUUCUCUUACUUUUUAUUUGUAUGCCCUGUUUUCAAUAGAGCUAGUGAAAACCAUGAUUUCCUGGCAUUUCUAUCCAGAUGUUUUACUCCCAAGAACAAAUUAAAUUAGAAGAAAAGGCCAGUUUUUACCUUAUUAUAAGACCAGUUUUUAAUCUGUAUUUUAGUCAAGUCCAUUUCCUGACACAAUAUUAAAUAGAACUCUAGUUACAUUUAGUUUUGGUGAUUUACCAACUAGGAUGGAAACCACCAAGGUCAUUUCUUUUAAAUACAAGGGGAAAAUAAAAUGUUACACUUAUCAUUUUAUUCUCUGCCUCACAGCAUUUAUGAAGUAUGAAGAAGUUAACACUGAAAUGUUUGGAUCUACCAAGACUGAAAUUAAAUACAGAAAGAAUUGAUUUUUUUCUUUAUGCUCUACAAAAGCAUUGCAUUCUCUAAAUUAACAAAACGUUGAAGAAUAGUGCUUGUAUAUACUUAUUGUGGAUAAAGAAUUAUUAUGUAACAAAGUGAGUAACAGUUCAUAUUGAGGAUAUGGGCUUAAAUAUGUAUCAUUAAUAAUUGCUGGACUAAAAACAUUCUAGAAAUAUAGUUUUAGGUGCGUGUCAUAUAUUGUCUUUUCCAGCUCCUACGUUUGGCUCCUGUCAGUUUUACAUCUUUGUUAUAAAUUGUUAUGAUGUUCUCUUUUUUAAAAAAUGAAAGCAAGCUCAAAAAUCAUGUUAAAAGUAAAAUUCUGUUAUAGGCAUCUCUAAGGAACAUGAGUGCAGGAGCCCUCUAACUUCUUAGAGAUAAAAGCAGAGAAAGCCUCACUGUAGUGUAAAGCCUGUUGGUUAAUAGUUUCCCAAAUGCCUCUUUCAUGAAGAGGAGAGUUAAAUUUAGGCUUUAAUCAUUACGUUCUUGUAAAUAGUUUGGCAUAUCAGUUGUUUAUUAAGAACUCCAUGCUCAUUCAUCUAAUUUGGGGGGAAAUCACCAAAGUGAUCUUGGUAAUAACCUUUAAAAAUAGUUUCCAUUGCCAGGAACAAGUAUGAGGAUAAGGAGUGCUGUGAUCAAAGCCUAGCCUACGGAAUGUGGAGGAAGCUCACACCUGUGCAUUUGACACAGAAAUUCCCCCAACUGGUUAGUGAAUACAUGAGUGAGGCUUUGACAUGGUUAUACUUAUCUUUUUAGAAUAUAUAGUUUUUUUAAAUCUAAAUACAUUUCAUUGUGUGUUCCUUAGCUAAAUCAGAUUUUUUUUUUACUUUGAUUAUAAACCUCUGAAAAAAAGUAAGCAUGAAUUGACUGAUAAUGCCCAAAAUAUCCACCGACACUACCUUUUUUGAAUGGAGAGCCAAAUUAAACUUUGGCCAUGUAUAUAUUCACGUACAAAUUAUUCACGCGUUCAUUUUUAUAACGUUGAGUGUUGAUGGAUAUUCUUAAUGUGAACAUUCAUUUAUGGAUAAAUGAAAAAUGAACUAUCCAUGGAGAAUAAAACACUUCACUAAAAUGUACUAUGGCUAUUUCCGUGUAUUAAGCUAUAACCUGUUCAUUUUCAUGAAGGCAAUUUUAAUUCUGGGAUUCCUCAACUCUAUCUGAGCAUGACUGUAUUUUAAAAUACUUUAAAAUGCUUAAUAUAAAUAGCUUGGAUGUUCUCAUUGGUGUUCCAUGAACUUGGCUUCAAAUGUUGGCAAUAUUAAGAAGCGGAAAUAAAAUUGAUGAAAAUAUGAAA
Molecule: messenger RNA, 3907 nt
Organism: Herpailurus yagouaroundi (jaguarundi)
Lineage: Eukaryota; Metazoa; Chordata; Mammalia; Carnivora; Felidae
Gene: GABRG1
Product: gamma-aminobutyric acid type A receptor subunit gamma1
Exons: 9
Coding region: 351-1748 (465 amino acids)
Biological process (GO): chloride transport; monoatomic ion transmembrane transport; gamma-aminobutyric acid signaling pathway
Cellular component (GO): membrane
Molecular function (GO): extracellular ligand-gated monoatomic ion channel activity; GABA-A receptor activity
Source: RefSeq, a predicted model, not a curated record